Molecule: messenger RNA, 2084 nt
Organism: Eruca vesicaria subsp. sativa (arugula)
Lineage: Eukaryota; Viridiplantae; Streptophyta; Magnoliopsida; Brassicales; Brassicaceae
Source: the annotation of a GenBank genome assembly
CUUCUUCUUCCCCACUCUCAAUCAAAUCAAUUUCAUCAACACAAAACCCUAAAUCAAAAUUUUCAGGGGUUCCUCUUAUUCAAUCAGAAUGGAUAAUAAUAACUUCGGGAACUAUCAUCAAUGGCGUCAAGGACCAAACGUAUGCCCUAUCUGUACGGCGCCGCACUUCCCUUUCUGCACAACACCGUCUUCUUCUUUCCCUCACAACCCUAACUUCCCUCCGCCACGUCCCGGGUUCGAUUCCUUCGCCCCCCGACCACCGCCGCAAAAUCACUAUCCGAGGCCGUGGCAAGGUCACCACGGGAAUAAUCAAUGGAGACCGGUUCCUGAUUGCGAUCGGAGCUACAAGAGAGCUCGGAUCGAUUCCAUCGGUGAUCAGAAUAAUCAGAUCUAUUGGGAGAAUGAGCGGAGGUUGAAGAUGGUUAGGGAUCACGGUUACGGUCUAACUUCUGCGCCGUCACCAGAUGUUUCCAGUGUUGAGAUGAAUCAUCAUCAGUAUAGGAAUGGUGUUCAGUUUAACGGUGUAACUGCUCCUCCUCCGUACGGAGGCUAUUUUGGUAGUUAUAACGGUUAUAACGGUCAGCCUCCCCUUCCCGUUUCGCCACCACCGCCUUUGCCUCAAUCUCAUCCUCGUUCAAUGUUUCCUCCCACUCCUAAUUCGUCCGCAAUGGUGCCUCCAUUAGUAUCAUAUCCUCAAAUGCCGAAUGUUUCGCUAUCUUCUGCACAAUUGGCACCAAAUCUGCCUAAAGUGAUUGAUGUGUCUCAUUUAUUGAAGCCUCCUCAUCGAUCGACACGUCCUGAUCAUUUUGUAAUUAUACUUCGAGGACUACCAGGUAGUGGGAAGAGUUAUUUAGCCAAGUUGUUGCGUGACAUUGAGGUAGAAAAUGGCGGUAGUGCUCCACGAAUCCAUUCUAUGGAUGAUUACUUCAUGACUGAAGUUGAGAAGGUUGAGGAGAGUGAUUCGACUUCUUCAAGCUCUGGUAGAAGCAAGAGACCUAUUGUGAAGAAGGUCAUGGAAUACUGCUACGAACCUGAGAUGGAAGAGGCGUAUCGUUCAAGCAUGCUGAAAGCUUUUAAGAAGACUCUUGAAGAUGGGGCUUUCAGCUUUGUAAUCGUGGAUGACCGUAAUCUGCGGGUACCUGAUUUUGCUCAGUUUUGGGCAACAGCUAAGAGAUCUGGAUAUGAAGCUUACAUAUUGGAAGCAACAUACAAGGACCCAACUGGAUGUGCGGCAAGAAACGUACAUGGUAUCACACUGGAUCAAGUACAGCAGAUGGCAGAACAAUGGGAAGAAGCUCCAUCAUUGUACAUGAAACUGGAUAUCAAGUCGCUUACAAGAGGGGAUGACCUAAAGGAGAGUGGAAUCGAGGAGGUGGACAUGGACAUGGAAGAUGAUUUUGGACUGCCAGAAAGAAAAACCGAUAACAACACUCAGUCAGAAGGAAAGGAUGCGACAGGAGACACUAACAUAAACAAGAGGAAAUGGGAAGAAGAACCUAGCUCCCAUUCAGAAGUGAAAGAACUAAGUAGAAGUAAAUGGUCAAAUGUGGAGGACGACGACGAAACAGAGAAAUCUCAAACUACAAGACGAAACUCAAAAUCUCUUUCCAAGUCAAGCCAAGAACGCUUGACGAAAGGUAAAACUGUUUGGUGGGGAGAUAAGGGAGGAGAUGCAGGGUUUUCAAUUGGUGCAAGGAAUAUGAACAUGCCUUCUUUAGUUAUAGGUCCCGGAUCAGGAUAUAACUGGAAAUCGAAUCCACUAUCGGAAGCAGAGAGCCGUGCACUCGCUGAUGCAAUCGGAAAAGCAAAGGUAAGAGGAAUCUUCCAAGAUCAGCUAAGAGCAGAGCGUGAGUCUUUCAAAGCUCUUUUUGACAAGAGACUUGGUACAUCUUACAAUCCAAAGGACGAGUAAGUGUGCAUGAUUGAAAAAUUAAAACGUAUCACUUGUUAUGCUUCAUAUAAAUUAUAAUGUUUUUCCUUUUUAAAAAAGGAGAGGAUUAUGAAUUUCUUGCUUUAUUUGUUGUGUAUGCUUAUUUAUAAAUUAUUGAUAUUUAUUUCGAGAAAGACAAUAAUAAAUAUCUUUG